Ceratina calcarata is the source of this 1092-nucleotide messenger RNA. Its product is annotated as lipase 3. The transcript is spliced from 5 exons. Bases 1 to 1026 code for a protein of 341 amino acids. The record is from RefSeq and is a predicted model, not a curated record. NCBI's taxonomy places the organism in Eukaryota, Metazoa, Arthropoda, Insecta, Hymenoptera, Apidae.
AUGGAUUUAAAACAGUAUCCAGCUGAGGAAUGCCAGGAGCGAGUGCCAGUAUUGAUUCAUCACGGACUGCUGUCCAGCUCGGCGGAUUGGGUCCUCCUGGGCCCCAACAAAGCUUUGGCAUAUUUACUAUCCGAUAACAACUAUGACGUCUGGCUCGGCAACUCUAGGGGUAACGCUUACUCCAAGAAGCACAAAAUUUAUUCUACGAAGGACAGAGAAUUUUGGGACUUCAGCUGGCAUGAGAUCGGUUACUUCGAUCUACCGGCGACUAUUGAUUACAUUCUCGAAUGUUCGAACCAGAAAGAAUUAUUGUACGUCGGCUACAGUCAAGGGACCACUGUGUUCUAUGUUAUGGCUAGUGAAAGGCCGGAGUACGCUAGGAAAGUCAAGGGCAUGAUCAGCAUGGCUCCUAUCGCGUUCUUGUCAAAUCAGAGGAGCCCGUUACUCAAAUGCGUCGUACACUUCUACGGGUUGUUGGAGUGGGGCUCGGAGUACUGCAACGUACAUCAGUGGUUCCCUCGGAAUAGGCUGCAGGCGAAAGCCCUAGGCACGAUCAUCAGGAACGCUCCGGAUAAUUUUACUAAGGGUUUCUGCGUUUGCUGGUUCUCGCUGAUCGCUGGGUUUGGGAGCGAUCAGUUGGACAAGUCGAUGCUACCGUUGAUACUGGCACAUUUCCCUGCCGGCGCCUCUGCCAAACAGAUCGUCCAUUACGGGCAAACUAUUUUAUCAGGAUCGUUUCGGAAGUUCGAUUAUGGUCCGAAGGACAAUUUGAAGAUCUACGGUUCGACCCAGCCGCCAAAAUACGACCUGGAGAAGGUGAAAACCCCCGUCGUUAUCUUCUACAGCGAGAACGAUUUUUUAACAGACCCGCGCGAUAUUAAGAAACUUACGGAUAGAUUACCGAACGUGAUUGAUACGAGGAGGAUCGAGUAUUCGAAGUUCAAUCACGUCGACUAUCUGUGGGGUAGGGAUGCCAAGACAAUCUUGUAUAAUCAGGUAUUGGCUGUUUUAAAACGAUUCAAAUGAAAUUAUCAGGUGAGUCUAUAAAAGAAAAGUUUUAAUCAAAGAGAUCAAUCACGAUGAAUAAAUAUA